This is a messenger RNA of Microdochium trichocladiopsis, 2729 nucleotides long. Its product is annotated as phenylalanine ammonia-lyase. Gene Ontology annotation, cellular component: cytoplasm. Gene Ontology annotation, biological process: L-phenylalanine catabolic process. The coding region runs from base 282 to 2291 and encodes 669 amino acids. NCBI's taxonomy places the organism in Eukaryota, Fungi, Ascomycota, Sordariomycetes, Xylariales, Microdochiaceae. The transcript has a single exon. The record is from RefSeq and is a predicted model, not a curated record. Gene Ontology annotation, molecular function: ammonia-lyase activity.
CCUCGCGUCAGGCAUUGCGACCUGAGGCGGCAGAAUACCGCAUGCAAGAUUGAUGCGGCUGCUUAAGGCCACUACUAGCUCUGCAAGUGUUUGCUGGUGAUGGCCAGCGACGUGCCAUCCAUCCCUUUGGUCGCACCACCGAUAAGGGGCAUCACAUUGCAUCUAGCCACCGUCGCCAGCAUUAUACCUGCAGCUUGGUGGUUGUCUUUUUCUCUCUCAAUUUCUACCAGAAACAUCGCAGAAGACGCAUCCAGCAGCAGAAACUGCUUCUUUGCAUCAAGAUGGCUCCCGUGGGCUCCUUCACAGAGAUGGUCCUCGACCAGAGCCAGCGCCUCUCUGGCGCAAAGCAGCAGACAGUCGCCAUCGACAGCCAGAACCUCACCAUCGCCGACGUAGUGGCCGUCUCGCGGCAUCUCGCCCAGGUCGAGCUCACCGACGACGCCAUCGAGGCCAUCACUGCCUGCAGCGACAUCAUUGCCGAGAAGCUGGCCCAGGGCGAGGUCAUCUAUGGCGUCAACACGGGCUUUGGCGGCAGUGCGGACACCCGGCCUUCAGACGUCGAGAGGGUGCAGCAGAGUCUCAUCAGCCAUCUCACCUGCGGCAUUGUCUCGGAUGGUGGCAGUCGUGGGCAGCAGCAGCAGCAAUACGUCACGCACUCGUCACUUGCAACUCACAAUGCUCUUCAUGGUUCUCAUGGCACUAAGAACAGCCUGAGCAAUGGCAGCGCCAAGGACCAUGUCAAUGGCAAGACGAAUGGACACAAACACCGCAAGGCCUCGGCCAGCGUGACGCUGCCUCUGAAUGACCCCAAUGCAGCGACGUGCAUGCCCGAGUCCUGGGCUCGUGCUUCGAUGCUCAUCCGCCUCAACUCUCUGGCUGGCGGUGCGUCUGGCAUUCGCCCGUGCCUUGCAGACAAUCUGGUGCAGCUGCUCAACAAGGACAUUGUGCCUCGCAUCCCGGUCCGCGGCAGCAUCUCUGCUUCUGGUGAUCUCAGCGCGCUGGCAUGGAUUGGUGCUGUGAUGCAGGGCAAGACGUCCGCGACCGCUCUUGCUGGUCCCAGAGACGGCUCCGGAGCUGCUCGUCGGGUGACCACUGCUGAUGUCGCGCUCAAGGAGGCCUCGAUCGAGCCCAUCUCGCUUCAUGCCAAGGAGGGUCUGGCCAUUGUCAACGGCACUGCAGUGUCUGCAGCCGUCGCUGCUCUUGCCGCACACGAGUCGUUCAACCUCGCGGCCCUGUCUGAAGUUCUGACAGCCAUGAGUGUCGAGGCGCUUCGUGGCAGUGACGAGAGUUUUGAGCCGUUCAUUGCUCGUAUCCGGCCGCACCCAGGCCAGAUCGACAGCUCCCGCAACAUCCUGGCCUUCCUGUCGGGCUCGAAGCUGCUCAACCGCCACGACAGCAGCAAUGUGGCGACACUUCGCCAGGAUCGAUACUCCCUGCGCACGGCGAGCCAGUGGAUCGGCCCCGUCCUCGAGGACUUCCAGCUCGCCCACGACCAGAUCACCAUCGAGCUUAACUCGGUCACGGACAACCCGCUCAUCGACGCCCAGACGCACCGCGUCUUCCACGGCGGCAACUUCCAGGCGCGCGCCAUCACGUCCGCGGUCGAGAAGCUGCGCCAGGGCCUGCAGAGCCUCAGCCGCAUGCUCUUCAGCCAGUGCACGGAGCUCAUCAACCCGGCGACGAGCUGGGGCCUGCCUCCCAACCUGUGCGCCGACGACCCUGCCGACUCGUACCUCUUCAAGGGCCUCGACGUGGUCAUUGCCGGCCUGACGUCGGAGCUUGGCUUCCUCGCCAACCCCGUAGGCUCGCACGUGCAGACCGCCGAGAUGGGAAACCAGGCGCUCAACUCGCUCGCGCUCGUGUCGGCCCGGUACACGCUGGAAGCGGUCGACGUCCUCUCGCAGAUCUGUUCCGCCCAUAUCCUCGCCCUGUGCCAGGCCCUCGACCUCCGCGCCAUCGAGAUCGAAGGCGGCGGCGGCCAGGAGGAGGAGAAGUUGCGACGGCAGACGAAGCCAGACGCCACACCGUACCUGGGCACCGCCGCACGGCGCAUGUACAACUUUGUCCGCGGCGAGCUGGGCGUGCCGUUCCUGAGCGAGGCGCAUCUCGCGUCGGCGGAGCCGGUCUACGCGGACAUGAUUGCCUCGCCGAGCAUGGGCUUGUACAAUACCAAGGUGUACGAGGCGAUCCGGUCUGGCCGCGUGUACGAGGUUGUGAUUGAGUGUCUCCGGGAGGCCGAGGGCGCCACAACUGCACCCGCGACGAAGGCGAGUGCAACCAACGGCCACUGAGGAAUGUACGUUGGGAAAAGCCUGUUGACACGAAAGCGAAUGUUACGACUUCGUAAAAAACCACCCAGAGGAGAGACAGACUGAGUUUCUGCAAGGGCAUAGACGUGAAGCUCUCGGAUAGAAUGUUGGACUUUGGAGUUUUUACCGGCAAGCGUGCGCGUACCGUAAACAAGUCUAGACUUGGUCGAGGGCCUUUGCAACUAGAGCUGAAGACAUGCUAUACUUUAGAGGAGUUUCAGAGUUGUCAUUCAACCGGGCAUAGCUGGCGAGACACUGGAAGACUUUGUUCGAGGUUUCCACACAGCUAGGAAGCGUUCUGGGCACACGAAAAGGGUGAUAGACAGCCAGUAUGGAAGCUCACCAUCCUAGACUUCACCAAAGUUUUCACAGGGAUUAAGAACCAUACAGAGCAAUAGAUCCUGAGGAACAUCCUCUACA